Sitodiplosis mosellana (orange wheat blossom midge) is the source of this 1217-nucleotide messenger RNA. RefSeq lists its product as uncharacterized. The transcript is spliced from 3 exons. Bases 31 to 1074 code for a protein of 347 amino acids. The record is from RefSeq and is a predicted model, not a curated record. NCBI's taxonomy places the organism in Eukaryota, Metazoa, Arthropoda, Insecta, Diptera, Cecidomyiidae.
GAUGCGAAGGAUUUGAAGACAAUUCAGGAUAUGUACCGUGAAGGACGAUUCGUAUAUGAGCUUGCAAUCGACCUUGGCGUUCGAACAUGGAACGCAACCGUUCGUCGCACCGUUGCAACUGGUGAUGAGGAAAACAUCACGAUUGCUGGUCAAACGUAUCAUUCGAGGGCGAAACGAUCAAAACGUAGGCAGAAAGAAGAACGAUGGCAGAGGACAUUCAAGGGGCAACUACAACGCGACCUUCGGUCAUAUCCAGUGGUACCCUCGCCAAAGUCAAAGGAUGCAUGGAAGAGCUACAUUUGUCAUCCGUUGACUAUGAUGGCACUGGGAAUUGCUGUGUUUGGAACGCGCAAGUACGCUCGCCUCAGUUUCGACAAAUACGUGAAGUCAACUCGAGCCAGCGACAAAAUUGCCGCAUCGUUAACGAACAAAAAGCCAUCAAUGAUUUACUUGGGCACAGCACAAAUGGCACCGAACUCACCGAUUGAAAUCAAAAGACGAUUGCGAUGCCCCGGCAUAAGAAAAUUGUUGGCCAGCUUCAAGAAAUUGAACAAUUGCACCGUUCGUUUCGUCGAUGAGUACUUCACAUUGCAGACAUGCGCAAAAUGCUUUGGACGUUUCGAUCCACGAACCAAACGAAAUCGGUUCAAAGUUUGCCGACAGUUCUGGCUGAAUGGGUAUGAUGGUCAAAUAUUGCCAAACAAAAUCGUGACCACAUUAAGUAGCCGAAAACUGAAGAAAGCACACAAAGAGGAGAAGGACGAACGAAUGCAACAGAAUGUGAACAACAAUCAGCCACGUAACGCAGCCAAUCCGACUCGACCAGCUAAAACACGUUUGGGGUCAAAACUUUGCAAAUACUAUAAAUGUCAUUCAAAUCAAGCUGGUGACUUGGAGUGGUAUGCGUCACACAUAGAUCAGAACGUAACCAAUUGGCAUCGUGACGUAGUGGCUGCAAAGUGCAUUCUAUACAAAGGUCGUUGCGAGGUGUUCGGAUACCGCAUUCACCCGAAUCUAUCGAGACCGGUACAGCACAACGAACAGAACAUCUCCGAAGAUGAGGAUGAUGAAUAGAUUGCAGCAACCACUAGCAGUAGCACCAACUCCAUAUCACUUAAGAAUACAUUUUAAAAACAAUACUUGUACUAACGAUUUGUUAGCCAACUGGCCUUGAUUAAUUUGCGGGCCUGAGUGAGCAGCCUUCUAUUGUUCACGGG